AAACAGUGCAGCCCCAGCAGGUUUCACAAAGCAAACAAGCCAAGCGAGGCGGAUGGUGUGGGAGUCAAAGGGCUGCUGCUGCUGCUGUGCAUCUUUUUGGCUGGAAUAUCCACCGCGAAAUGGCGAGGGAUCAGCGGAAGGCGGGCAAACCUUGCGGCUGGAAUUAGCCCGCCGGCGAGUCGACUAGAAUGACUACAGAGGAUUUGGCAGGUAAACCGCACAAAGUGUGGAGCUGUGACAGACAAACCAGAAAGUGUGUCGUCGCAUCGUCUCUGGAUGAACUUCGAACGAAAGGAGCUGCCAAGUUAGGAUACAACAACCCGUUUGACUUGAAGGUCGUGCUCGAAGAAGAUGGCACCGAAGUGGAAGAUGAAAACUAUUUCCAGCGAGCGGAGAGAGACACGGUAUUCCUAAUGCUCCAGCCAAACGAAAAAUGGCUACCACCCGGAGUCGAGGCCCUGAGGGCAGCCAUCACAGCAAUACCACGCAUCGUGUGCGACGCCAUUGCCAGCCUGGAAUUGAUGGACCUGCAGCCCUCGUGGAAGAUCAUGGACAACAAAGGGCGCGUCACAGUCGUACUCCACUGGGACCAGCACGAAAAGUGUCAAGGGCGGCGCGGACCUGGCUCCGAGCCCGGUGGGGUGCUUCGCGUAGAGGUCUCCUCGCAGGAGGCGCAAGCCGCCGGAGCCAUGGACGGAGGCGCCGUCGGCACUGUUCCGCGGACCCGGCUGACGCUAGAAGGCCUGGGACCCCGGCCCGAGUCACGCACGCUGCCUCCUCGAACGGGGUCGCGCGACUCGACGACGGCUGCCGUGCCCUCGUCGAACGGCAACAACGGGACGGGAAGCCCCGACCACAACCAUGCAGAGUGCGACUUCCACUGCGCUGCGCUUCACGGAUCUCACCAGAUCCAGGUGAACAAGUCGGUGGCAACAUCGCCCAUACAGGAGUUCCCACCGCGCGGAGGCCCAUUUCCCGGCACCUCGGGCAUGCAGAGAAUGGCACCUCCCCAACAGCCUCAGCCAUCUACAUCAGGCGGCAAAGGGCAGCACGUUCGCUUUCUGGAGGUCACGGAAGAGGCACGCAUCCCGGCCGUUGACGAUUCGGAGUCGGACACGGAGAACACUGCCUGCGAGGAAGAACAGCUAACGGAGCGUUACCUGCUCCUGGUAGACCAGCUCUCGCUAGAACAAGACCGGCAUCUCACCGUCCGGGACAUCGGCGUCAUCCUCGAGAGACUUGGCUCGCGAAUUGUUGAUGUGGACCGGCUAGAGCGCGAGCGGGAGAGUGCCGACAUUCACAAUUGGACUAUCAAGGCGACGCUGCGUGGCGAGGUGCUCAGGGAAAUCGGAGUCAUCUACAACGGACAGUAUUAUGGCAUAAUGGAACACCCCGGGUACUUUUGAUAAGAGGUGUCAGUGCUUUUUGGUGUCUUUCCUUUCCUUUUUCGUUUUUCUUUUACGGCUCACGUAGAGGCCAUAUGCCAAAUGAAUUGCCACUGCCACUUUUGGGGGGGCACAAGAGAAGCCUUUGCUUGCCCAGUUAACGGCGGUGCUAAAUCACUGCUCCCUUCGGGAUGCCAGCCAAACACCAUGGCAUCGCACCGGGUUGCAGCAAUGCACCGCUGGCUCCUUUGAUGGGUCACAUAAGCACAACUAGGUCAACAUAUGUAGUAGCAAGUGCCACCAGUGUUUAACUUCCCCCCAUACUUUUCCUACCGUGGAUUGAGACGUUGGCUCACUCUCAAGCGACGUUAUUCCAUUUCACUGCGUGUCAUUUUCCUUUUUUUUUUUUCGCUCGAUACCCAAAGAACUUUUCUAGAGACUGUGAAAAUGGGGUCGUGUAUGCUUUUUCACAUUCGAGAGAGCCUUCUACCUUGUUUGUUUCUUUUCUUUUUAUUUUGCACUCACUUAUACAGCCAAUUUUUUAUACCUCUUAUGCCCUUACGGGCUCUUGUUUUCUUUUGCUUGGUGCUAACAUCAGCUCUUCCCCCCAACUUACAUCAAAGGCUGUUUCGUCUCGUCACGUAGGCGGCAGGCCGCCCCUUUCCUCGACCCACAGACUGCAUGAACCCUCCGUGAGACUUGGGCCCUUGGUGGUCCUCUAAAUGGUUUAGGAUCCAGGCCUUGCACAUUCCCUGCUCAAGACUUUUUCUGCUGUCUCCUUUCGCCGCAGCAGCUUUCUCAAGCACUCCCCCACCCCUUCUCUCCCAGCGUGGCACCUACCGGCCCCUCCUGUCCCCAAUACCUCCUCCUGACUGGUGUGCCGUGUUUGUGGCCUGACGGCUAUGCCUGUCACAUUUGGUGUCCGCCUGUGGUGUGGGUGUCUUCUUUUUGUUCCGUCGACCGUCUCUUUGAGUGCUCUGGACUUUUGUGCCGACUCACUGCCACUGCCUCGCGGCAUAUUAGUACGAGGCGUUGCUCCUAUUUCGUCGGCUCGUUCCUCCAAUCACCUUGGCAAAGUUCGCGCUGGCCCCGCCCCGACCGGUGCGGCGUGCCGGACAAGUUCUUUGCGUGUUGCAGGCACGGUGACCCGUCAUUUUCCCCGCAUACCAUUCCUUCUCAAUUCCUUUUGUACUGUGGCCGACCAUGGCCAAGCUGGUGUCUCGACAAAGGCUAGCACUUUCAAUGCAUGAAUUAAU
Rhipicephalus sanguineus (brown dog tick) is the source of this 2641-nucleotide messenger RNA. RefSeq lists its product as uncharacterized. Lineage: Eukaryota; Metazoa; Arthropoda; Arachnida; Ixodida; Ixodidae. Bases 189 to 1406 code for a protein of 405 amino acids. The transcript has 4 exons. Gene Ontology annotation, biological process: regulation of apoptotic process; apoptotic process. The record is from RefSeq and is a predicted model, not a curated record.